Ictalurus furcatus (blue catfish) is the source of this 1676-nucleotide messenger RNA. RefSeq names its product NOP2/Sun RNA methyltransferase 5 (gene nsun5). Lineage: Eukaryota; Metazoa; Chordata; Actinopteri; Siluriformes; Ictaluridae. Bases 157 to 1566 code for a protein of 469 amino acids. Gene Ontology annotation, cellular component: nucleolus. The transcript is spliced from 10 exons. Gene Ontology annotation, molecular function: methyltransferase activity. Gene Ontology annotation, biological process: rRNA base methylation. The record is from RefSeq and is a predicted model, not a curated record.
AUUUCCGGCUACCGAAAAGCAAGUCGUCGCCUGGUUGCAGCUUUGCGUAGAAGCGUGACUUUUCUCCGGAGACGCAACAACUGCGAUACUACGUGUGAUAAUACGUUCAUGGUACACGUUCAUGGUACGUUCAUUGUACUGGUUUAAGGUUCCAGCAUGGCACUUUAUACGAAAGCAGCAGAGAUUCUCGAUAAAGUGGAGCAAAAGAGGGGAGCUGUGAAAACUCUGGUCUACGACAGCAAAUUCCAGAAUAUAAAGCAGCUCUUUGCCCUCGUGUGUGAGACUCAGAAAUACUCAGCAGUGCUCCAGGAGAUUAUCGAGACCACCAGGCUUCUGAAAUUAACCAACCUCCGACAGCAUCUAGCAAAGGUUUUGGUUUAUGACUUGCUCAUUGGCCAGGGCUUAAAAUGCGGUGGAAGCUGGAAGGCAAUGAUGUUGAAACAUCGCUCCAGAUUACAAGCUGCUUUGGCCCGAAUUAAAGUCAAGCGGAAAGUCAGUCGAAAUCAGGACCUGCUUCCUCCCAAUGUGCAGCGUAACAACGAUGUAGAUAUUCCACGUUAUGUACGUGUUAACACGUUGAAAACAACUGUGGAGGAUGUUAUUGACUACCUGAAGAGAGAUGGAUUUUCAUAUCAAGGAACGGCAAGCCAGCUUGAGGAUUUAUGCUCUCUCUCUGGGAAGACUUUUAUGAGUGAUCUUCACCUCAGAGAUCUUCUGGUUUUCAGUGCGAAAGUGGACUUCCAUGAUCAUUACCUGUAUAAAGCAGGGCACAUUAUCUUGCAAGACAAGGCCAGCUGUCUCCCUGCGUACCUCCUGGACCCCCCAGUUGGAGGCCAUGUAAUUGAUGCUUGUGCAGCUCCUGGGAAUAAAACCAGCCAUCUGGCAGCCAUCAUGAAAAAUAAAGGCAAGCUGUUUGCCUUCGACCGUGAUACAAAGCGACUCUCCACCAUGAGCACUCUCCUCCUUCGUGCUGGAGUCACAUGUCAUCAGCUGGCUAAUGAGGAUUUUCUUAAAGUGGAUCCACUUUCCCCAGCAUACAAGGAUGUGAAGCACAUCCUUCUCGAUCCAUCAUGCAGUGGUUCAGGAAUGGUGUGUUUGCAUGAUGGUGGCUCAGAGGAACAGGACCCUGAGCGUCUGAAGGCACUAGCCACAUUUCAGCUGCACUGCCUGAACCAUGCACUUAAGUUCCCAAAGCUCCAGAACCUUGUCUACUCCACGUGCUCCAUCCACACACAGGAGAACGAAGAGGUCGUGUCUGUCUGUCUCGAGAAAAAUCCUGAUUUUAGACUAAUCCAUCUUCUCCCUGAGUGGCCUGAGCGGGGUCGUGACCCACUGCCGCAGUGUCUCAGAGCCAGUACUACAAAAACGUUCACUCAUGGUUUCUUCAUAGCUAUGCUGGAAAGGCAGGCUACUCGAAACAGCGGAAGCCUUGAUGAACAAACUCCUUCCAAAAGUGAACCUACUGUUGGUGAAGAGGAGCAAAUGGUGGUAUCUGUGGAUGAACAACUUCAACUUCCUGCAGCAAGGAAAAGGAAUAGAAAGAAACCCAAAAAGCAGAAAUCCUAAGAUGUUCACUUAUGAGAAGUAUAAAAUAUUAUGUAUGAUGUUGAAUUGAGUAUUUCAGUAAGUCUUAAUUAUAUCAAACAAUAUUUUCAGAGAUUUAAUAAAAAAUAAAU